AAACGGUAUUUUUAGAGAAGUGAGUCGCUGGCCGCAAGCGGCAACGGUAGUCAAGUGUCGCCGUUGACCCGAAGGAAAUCGAAUCCACCGAACGAUCCACGAUUCGGAUGACCACCGAUACUUCGAAACUCUCCAGCCAGAUCGAACAAAAUUCCCAUAAAUCGCGAACGUCAACGAAGAGAUUAGCGCUCGCUAGUAGAGCAAGUGCAGUAUGGGCGCGGCUGGCAGUAGUAACAGCACGCCAUCCACGUCGGCAUCGUUUAGGGGGCGAAGCGAGGGGACGUUCGUCUACGGGACAGAGGGAUCCUGCUGUCCAGAAUACGCGAACGAAAAUAUACGACAAAGGACGAGGACCAGCGCGUUCGACGUGGGUGAAGAACCUCGAUCGCAGGGUCCAAGUCCUUACGCGACUUUCACGGGCGAAGAACGAUGGUGUCAAAGACCGACAGCGCCCAGUUUGUCGAACUUGCGUUCUCGUGACUUGCGACGAGAGAGUUUGUUGACGUACGCCGCGCAGAUGACAGGUUGGCAGACAGCCGAGGGGCAUGGCCCUUCUUCGUUCGCUCAACAGAACCAGAAGGCUAUGGAGGUGAUUUCGCAGCUGGCUAUGGCCAAUCAGCAGCUAGCUACCGCGAACACCGCGACUCUCGCCAAUUUAGAGGCGCUUUACAUGGAACUGUCGAGAGAAAGGGAACUGAGGAGGCGAGUGGCAUCGUCUGAAGAAUCAAUGCCGGACGAAGCCUUGAAGAAAAGACUGACGACGAACGAUGAGAGAAGAGAGGAAGAGGAGGAGGAAGGAGAAAAAGUAGAAGAAGACGAAGAGAGGCAAAGAAUGGAGUUUAGGAUCGAGAGAUUGGAAAACGGUUUGAGGAAGGUUCGAUCGAGGAUAGAGAGGCUAGAGAAGACGAACCAAGGAGAGGACGAACGACAGAGUUCGACGAGUGUCUGUGAUUCGAAGGGGAUCCGAGACGCAGAUCGUCGGUGGACGAUCGACGAUCCGUGUGAUAGGCUCGCGAGCAGCGCCGGUGUACCUGAACGAGAAUUCAAAGGGCAGACGACGAUGGACGAGGCUCGAGCAAAGACUGUUUCUAGAGUAAGCUUCGUAAACGUCGAGGGCUCCAGGUGGAACGUGGAGGGCCGACACGUGGCAAAUUUGCAUUUAGAGAAGUCGAGUGAAGGUAGAAUAGAGGAUGAAACGAAGGAAAGUUUGGAUGGGAAAGAAGCGGUGAGAUUGUUGAAGGAAGUUGAGAGAUUGAAAGCCGAGCGAUCCGAGUAUCAACGUGAGAACGAGAGGCUAGCGAAAGAGUUGGUGGAGGAGAAGGCGAUGGUGAGGAAACUGAGGAAAGAUUGCGAAGAAUCACAAUCGCGACACGAGGAGGCGGAGUCGAGUUUGAAAGAGCGGAGAGAGGAAUACGAAAAGUUGAUGGCAAAGUUCGACGUUGCGACGAAGGAAACGGAGAGAUUGUUGAAGGAAAUAGACGAGUUCAACGCGUUGCAGAACACUGCCGAAGCAAAGAUCUCCAGUCUCGAGCAAGAUUUGCAAAAGUCGUUGUUGGAAAAGGAGGAGAUCAUAAACACCGAGAGCCAGAAGACUUUGGAAUUAAAGGCGCAGCUGUCGGAGGAGGUAUCCGAUAAGAAGAAGCAGAUAAAGGCCCUCGAAGACGCUUUGGACGAGAUUCAAAGACUGAAGGAGACUAUCAAGACUGAGAGGAAAAGUACAGAUGUCGAUGACUUGAAAGAAGACGUUGAUGCGAUCGAAUCGACAGACGAUCCACAAGGAAGCCCGCCUGCCGAUCGCACGUCGGGGAACAUCGAGGAAUUCAAGAAGGAAUUAAUCCUGAAGAGAGAGGCGAGGCAAAGAGCGAUAGCGGCGGUUUCGUCGGAAAUGGAGCGACUUAGACGGGAAUUAGACGCGGAGAAGGAGGCUCACUCGGAAACUUCGAGGAUGUUGGAGCUUCUGAGGUCUGCGCAGAACGACGCUCGAGCACGAACAAACACGGCUGACGACAGCUUGAAGAAGACUAGAGAGAAAGAUCAGAAACCAAACGAACACGAGUUGGCCACGCAACGUUUGGAGGCUCAACGACUAACGAGCGUUUUGAAGAUAUCCGACGAGCUGAGGAACAACAUCCGCAUUCAAAUGGACAAGGUGGACGAUCUUCGGUAUAGUUUGGAGGUUGAACCGGAUCAGCAUCGGUACCGCAUUCGUUGCUUGUCGGACGUGACCAACCGGACCCGAGAGGCCGUUUACUUCAGAGAACGUGCUACCAACGAGCUGAAGGACCAUCUAGCGCAGAUUCUGGCGCGACUUGGUGACAGGAGCUUCCUAGAAGCGAAGGACGGGGUUAGCCUGGAGUGCGAACGUCAGCUGGAGAAUAUCAAUAGCCUGAAGAGCCUCUACAACGAGAGGCUGAAAGUGCUGAACGAAGUGAGGGAGACGGCGGCCAGAGAGCUAGCGGAGGCCAGGGUGAGACUGGAUCACUCGUUGAAAAAAUGCGAAUGCCUGGAGGAUGAUCUAAAGAAGGCCGACGAGAAGGCCGACGCGCAGUAUACGGAGAUAACGAAUUUGGAAUCUCAACUGGGACUCACCAAAGCGGACUGCAGAGAUCUGCAGAAUCAGAUGUCGCUGAUCAAUAGCCUGUUUACACAGAUGCUGUUGGGUGCCACCUCUGCCGACAUGGACCUCGAUCGAUUGACUCAGUUACUUCAGGAGAAUCACGACUUGAUAUGCGACAUGGCGAGGGAGGAAGGCACCGAAGCCGCUGCGCUUCCCAAGCUUCUUCUCGACCUGAUCGAGCAGGUCGAGGGCAGUAAAACGUCACAGAAACACGGCGACGGGGGAAACGGAACCGAGGUUGAAACAGAGAAGAAGGAAGACGACUUACAGCAGGAGGACAUAGCUCACAACCUGCCUAAAGUCUGGCGUGUCUUGUUGGAGUUGCUCAGUUGUCACGCGGAAUGUGCUCCGUCCGCUUCAGCGGCAUCCUCCUCGGACCCAAACAUCUGUUACAAAUCGAUCGAUACGCCAGCCGGCCCCAGAUUGGUGAUCUCGGUCAGCAAAACGUACAUCCGCCUGAAAGAGUUGAUAUUAGAAAAGAAACACUUGGAGAAGGAGAUGAAUCGGAUGAAACAGUUGAACGUCCAUUUGGAGUGUAAACUUGGCGAACAGGAGAAGCGACUGUCAGCAGUGUCAGUGGAAUUGAGUAAAACGUGGACGAUAGUCGAUCGAAUGCAGGCCCAGCAUCAUCAGCUGCACACGCACGAGAAGAUCCUGCGAUACGAGCUGCAGCAGAAGCGGAAAAUGUUGCAGGAGCUGAAACAAGAAUUGGAGUACUGUCGCGAGAAGUGGGAGUCCGCCAGGCAGAAGAACACGAACACGGAAUUGGAGUGGAGGAGCUUGAGAAGAGAGUUCGCUGCUAGGAAAGCUCUCGCUUCUCACGAUUCUUUCAAUAACAGCGCGGAAAGCGGAUUCAGCGACGAACGAGGUGAUGAUACCGACGAGGAAGACGACGCCAUGGACGACAGAAUUAGAUUAGGCCUGCGCAGAAGGUCGCGAAAGGAGAGUCCUCGAGCACCAACGCCGGACACAGAAUCAGAACAGCCAACCGACACGGAGCUAUCCGAGCCAAAGACAGGCUCCUCAGCAACGUUAGAGCAACGAACCCCUACUCCAGAGACUGAAGCAGAACUAGAUGAGACAGAAGUCGCGGACGCGGUUCUAAACACUGAAUCCACGAACGUAGCAGAAUCACCAUUGCUUCCAGAAAGUCCACAAGAAUCGUUAAAUCCGCUGGACCAGGCUCUGACAAAUGUUAUCCAGGAUCUCAUUAGCAUCGAUAGCACUAUAAACGUCACCUCAACAGCCUUCUCAUCGUCAACCGACGAGAAUAUCAUGGAAAAUGUCACGAAUGAAGACAACAUGGUAUCAAUCAUCGAACCUUGGUCUACGACGCCUCUGCAAUCUCAGAAAACCACCACGGAGGUACUCGACGAUACUUCUACUCUCGAUCCUCCGACAAUGCAGACCUGUACCUCGUCGACCGUCAGAGCGGAGGGAGCUCGAAGUAGAAACGAAACGGACGGUGAGAAAGCAAAGAACGAGGACACCUCGAUAUUGUCCACGUCCUAUGUACCCAGUGUGAUCAGCGUAGCAAACGCGCAGCCUGUGUUCUCUAUCGGACCCUUCCCUCCGUCCAGCGUGGCACCUACGAUCGUGAAAAACGUCCAAUUCAGAGACCCUCUGAUCGUCGGCCCGUCUAAUCGAUUUUUUGCUCCAGUUUUCGGACAAAUGUCUUCUCCCUCGCCCUUCGUCUCCUCGACGUGCCAAGACGCGGCGGAGUGCAGAGAAAAACCCGGAGCCAACAGAUCGUUGGAGAACAUCGUGGAUUCGGACAACGUCUCCGUGGACUCUACAUCGAGCUUGGAGACUGUCAAAGAGAUUGCCACCGCUGACAUGGGCUCGUCCAGUGACACUGGAAAACUCUCUGACUCUGCGAGCCUGGCUGAAGCUGGCGGGUCGGCGAAGACCCAGAAUGAGAGAAUGGUUUCCACCGUGAAAGGCAGAACGCCCGAGGAAGCUUUAGCCGCUAGAGAAGACAGGCUGAAGAGGUUGGAGGAACAGGCGAAAUGGUUGAUGAACAAAAUGAACGCGACCAACAGAAGGGGUUCUGCAUUGAGCACUAGGCUAGAGGAGCUUCACGAGGUCUACGGGGAACCGCCUGUUCCUCCUCCUAUGCCCGAUGUCCUGCCUAGUCGAAGAUUGAGGACUGCUUUGUCGGAUCUACCUCGUCAGGUACCUGAAUCAUCGAUCACCGAGGAUGCCAAAAAUACCGAGAAGCUCGACUCAAGUGGCGAUUCCAACCAACCAUCACCCGAUAACGCAUCUUGAGACGUCUGCCACUUUAUUCCCGUCGUGUACAUGAAAACGUGAACAAAACACGGGCAACUCGUGUGUACGAAACGUGCCGGCGCUCGCUUCCACGAGAAAUUAUAUAAUUCUAGAAUGAGUCCGAGCUCUCUUUGCGAUUCGUUCCGAACAAAUCGAUGAAUCGAUUCUUUCGUUCUUUUUUCUUUUGUCGCGAAUCAAACGUCUCGUCUCCACUUAAAAUAAUUAAAUCUACGUUUCCCUCUCGUAAAUGUACGAAAGACUUUGAAACAUGCCUGGCUGUGAUUCAAAGCCAUUGAUACGAGUAUUUUCUCUACUAAACGAGUGUUCUUCCUUUUCUUUUCUUCCAUUCUUGAACAAUUUCAAUUGUCGGUGUAUCUGUCGAUGUGAGUAAACGUCUCGUUGUUCCUAACAAGAGAAUCUCUAUGUGAUCGCUCUCGAAUCCGUUCCUGUUUUGUACCUUCUACGAACUGUACCUACUAAUUUCGCCGUAUGAAUAAAAAUUCUACAAAAAG
Frieseomelitta varia is the source of this 5400-nucleotide messenger RNA. Its product is annotated as 227 kDa spindle- and centromere-associated protein-like. Lineage: Eukaryota; Metazoa; Arthropoda; Insecta; Hymenoptera; Apidae. The coding region runs from base 212 to 4888 and encodes 1558 amino acids. The transcript is spliced from 15 exons. The record is from RefSeq and is a predicted model, not a curated record.